Messenger RNA from Dicentrarchus labrax (European seabass), 3171 nucleotides. RefSeq names its product hydroxycarboxylic acid receptor 3-like. Gene Ontology annotation, cellular component: membrane. Lineage: Eukaryota; Metazoa; Chordata; Actinopteri; Moronidae. The coding region runs from base 392 to 1219 and encodes 275 amino acids. Gene Ontology annotation, biological process: phospholipase C-activating G protein-coupled receptor signaling pathway; positive regulation of Rho protein signal transduction. The record is from RefSeq and is a predicted model, not a curated record. The transcript is spliced from 9 exons. Gene Ontology annotation, molecular function: G protein-coupled receptor activity.
GACGAAUCUGACAAGUUCAAGGUACAGCGGUCCGUCCAUAAAAACAGUCCGACCGGAAACACGUCACGGAACGGAAAUCCGUUUACAGCCGUAUCACACAGUACAUCAGUUGCUUUCUCUAUUUCUGGCUGUUGUCAUAACAAACGUCUCACUGAUAAGAUCUCCAUCCAUAUUAAGACCCUUCAUCAGUAACUGGAGGCCGCCCGCCGCUGCCUGAUGUCAUCAACUACCCAUAAUGCUGCAGUCACAGAGUCACCCCGACCCGCCACCGCAGUAAUGUAGUGUGUGUGUAAUGCAGGUGUUCUAUUAUUCAAAACUGGUGGACUGGUGCUGUUUAUGACGCUGGUUUGCAUUUGAUGAAUCUGUCCCCCGAGCCACAGACACAGUGAGGAUGAACUCCUCCUCUCAGAACUCGUCUGAGGAAUCUCAGUGGAACCCCUGCCCUUCCUCUCCAUAUGGAGUCCAGGUCUUCUUUGUGGUGGAGGCUGUCAACCUCCUGUUCGGCCUGCCAGUGAAUGCCUGGACAGUCUGGUUGAUCUCCCACAACUCUCACUCUAUCCAAGCCUCCGAGGUGUUUACUCUGAACUUGGCGUUGCUGGAGUGUGUGUACAGUCUGCUCUCUUUCCUUCGACCGCUCAACUAUUACGUCAUCAAAAGCACCUCCCUGUAUACGUUCAACCUCUUCUUCUACGGUCUGCUUAGUGCAGGACGACCUCUGUUUCAGGCAUGUGUGUGUCUGGAGAGAUACCUGGGAGUGGUUCAUCCCGUCUCCUACCUGAGGUAUAACUCUGUGCGGACUCGUCUCUGCACUCUCCCUCUGGUUUGGGGUUUGAUUCUGUCCUUGUGCGUUUGUAACAUCUGGAAGUUGGUCCUUGCCUUCCCGAUCCUCUUCCUGUUGCUGUUGCUCCUGCAGGCUUACUGCUGUGUCCGCAUCCUGCAGGUUCUGUGUCAACCCGGUCCAGGCGACGGCACCAGAAAGCACAAAGUUGAUCCAGCCAAGAAAAAGGCCUUCAUUACAGUUCUGGUCAUACAGGUAAUGAUGGUGUUGAACUACCUGCCCAUGGUGCUGGUGGUGCCACUGCGAGGUCGGCUUUCUCGUCACAGUUACGUGUGUCAACUGCUUCCUGCCUCUCUCUCUUUCUCUGUGUUCGGCAGCUUCAUCCAACCUCUCAUGUACCUCAUGAGAAGAGGAAAGUUUCCCAGCAAGGCCAAAGGUUAACAGUCUACUUACCAGCAACGAAAAGCCAGAAAUGUUGAGUACCCCAGAGUUGUAUGUUAGAAAUAUACAGUAUGGGUCCCUAGCAUUUACAUGUACUGCCAGAUGAUAACUGGCAUAUGUUGGGAAAUCAGCAUUUAAUUAGCAUUAAUAAGCACCUAUAUGGACAAUAUUUCUUGAUUUGGAGGGUUAUUGAGUAAGCUGAAUCAAUUGAAUCAGAAGUAGCCAUAUUUCAACUCCCAGUUGGCUGAUUUAUAUUAAUUUUGAGGUUAUUAACAUGCUUAUACAUUGGACCUGCAUUUGAAUAAAGAGAGCUCAAUGUCAUUUGUGUAAAUGUUCAGACGUAAUAUUUAUUCAAAAUUCUUUAUUCUUCUGUGUCUCAAAAUCAACUCCAACUUAAUCAAACUCAUCCCACCGGGAGUUGAAAUAUGGUCACUUCUGGUUUCAAUGGCCAUUUUCUAUUUUGAAAAUGUCAGAUGGAUUUAGCAUCCUCAAUAACCCUACAAACCACUCCAAUAUUGUCUAAAUCAGCCAAGCAGUUGCUGAAAUAUUGUCCAUAUAGGUGAUAUGCUUAUUAAUUUUAUUUGUCCAACAUAUGCCAGUUAGUUAGUUUCUAAACGCUGGGGAGCCUGACUGUACAUUUCUAACAUAAAACUUUGUGAUACUCAACAUUUCUAGGUUUACAACAGGGCUCUAGUGGCUGGCAAAUGGACUAUAACUUCAGGAUUGUGGUUAAACAGCACCAUACAUUUAUUACAAGACCAAGCGCCAUAAUUUGGGGCUGGAUGAUAAAAAUACAUAGAAAUUCACUUAAAACUCACACUUUGGUCUUGAUUGCACCAGAUCUUGGACUGGAGGUGAAAACUAAUGACAAUUCUUGUGAGAAUAUUAUGCUGGACUGGCACUUGUAAAGUUUGAAUGAUUAAUGACGAUAACAUUAGUGGUUUGGAAUAAUGCAAAUAAGCCUAUUUUGCUUCCAUGCUGAUAAAAACAACACAAACAGUCAUUAUUAGGACAUCUGUUCACAGACGGGUUACUACAUCAGAAAUAGAUACUGCUCUCAAGGUUGGUCUACUUUACAUUUGUUUAAAAAGUUUACUUUACUUACUUUAAUGUAACAUAAUUUGUGUGGCCCACAUUCUGUGUUCACUGUGAGGUUGUUAUUAUAUUGUUACAUUUAAAAAAAUAGGGAUUUUCUACUAUGUUGUAUCAGUUUAUCAGCUUCAAGGAUUUACAUUCAAAUUUACAAAAAGAUUUUUAUCAAAAUAUUUUGUACACGUAUUUAGUAAAUUUCAUAUUAUUUUGUUUUCUUUGAGUUUUCUUUAAAUCUUUUUUAAAACUAUUUUAACUUUUAACCAUCACGGUGGGCAAAGGACAUUAUAAUAACUGUUUUGUGUUUUAUACAUUUAGCCCUUGCAUCUUACAUACUGAACAAAAAGCACCUUUGUCUGUCAAGCUCUGAUAGUUUAGUUGGUGGAUCUGUAUCCAGAUCUGCAGUGUGCGAACUAUACCACGGCUUUCUUUUUUUCAACUGUUGUGGGGGACAGACGGUGACACACAGUACGCUGACUACAAAUCGAUAAAAUAUUAAUGUAUAUUUUCUGAUCUGAACAUCAAUGAUAUUGUGCAGCUACGCUUUAAUGGUGUAUCAGAAUAGCAGUGUCUUUAUUAAAGUGAAUAAGUAAUGAAUCACCCUCAUGCACAAUUACAUUAAGUAAGUUUACACAUAAUGAUGAUGAAGAUAUAAAGAAAUAGAAGUGCAUGUCAGAAAUAGCCCCCAAAAUUUCACAAAUCAUGUUUUCAGGGGAGCUUAUGUCUUAUUAAGAGGAGUCCAUCUCCCCCUGGCUUUGUAUCUGUAUAUCAUAUCAUACAAAAAUAAAAACAGUCAAAAAUUCAGUCUGUAAUCUUCUGCAUUCUGUCUGUAUCUUUGACAAAUACAAAGAAACGUGUCACCA